This is a messenger RNA of Dacryopinax primogenitus, 539 nucleotides long. RefSeq lists its product as uncharacterized. The record is from RefSeq and is a predicted model, not a curated record. The transcript is spliced from 2 exons. Bases 20 to 334 code for a protein of 104 amino acids. NCBI's taxonomy places the organism in Eukaryota, Fungi, Basidiomycota, Dacrymycetes, Dacrymycetales, Dacrymycetaceae.
UUGAGCUGCAGAGCGUUCCAUGGAGGAGCAGCGGGAACUUGCUGCGGCUGCUCAGCAAGCCGAGCAAGCUGCCCAGAAUGCUCGACAGGAUGCUUUCAUCCCCCAAAGCUAUGAUUGGGAUGCAGCCAUCCCAACAAGCCAGCAGGGUGAGGAAGUUCAUCUCUUGGAGGAAGAACUGGACGAACUAGACGAACUCGACGAACUAGAUCCAGCUGAAACGGAAGAUCAGCCCAUGCGAACAAUCAAAGUACAAAGGGUUCCCAUGCGAACAUAUGGAAAAACACGUACAAACACGCUCGGCACAGGACGAGGACAAUCAGCACACAGAACAUGAAGAGGAUGAGGAGGAUGAGCUGAUGGAGGAUGAGCACAAUGACGGCGGCAUAUACAGCCAGGCACUGGACACAGUGGACGGAGACAAGAUCCUCACCCAAGAUAUUAUUAACGACUCUUCUCAGUCAUCAACUGCAAGCCAGCCAUAUGAUCGUAGCAAGAUGGAACUUGCAAUGGCAAUCCAGCGUCGAGUCAACGCUGAGUCC